AUGUCGAGGCGCAAGCAGGCGAAACCCCAACACAUCAACUCCGAGGAGGACCAGGGCGAGCAGCAGCCGCAGCAGCCGGCCCCGGAGUUUGCAGAUGCGGCCCCAGCGGCGCCGGCGGCGGGGGAGCCGGGUACUUCAGUGAACCACCCGGCAGCCGGCGAUGACAUGAAUGAGGACCCGGCCGCAGCCAAGAGGCCUCGUCAGGAGGAGACUCACAUCUGUGAGAAAUGCUGUGGAGAGUUCUUCAGCGUCUCUGAGUUCUUAGAACAUAAGAAAAAUUGCACUAAACAUCCACCUGUCCUCAUCAUGAACGACAGCGAGGGGCCGGUGCCUUCCGAAGACUUCUCCGGGGCUGUGCUGAGCCACCAGCCACGCAGUCCCAGCUGUAAGGACAGUCACAGGGAGGAUGGCGGCAGCUCAGGGGACAUGAAGGAGAAGCCAGGGGCGGAGUCUGUCCUGUUCCUAAAGACAGAAACCGCCCUGCCACCCACACCCCAGGACUUAAGCUAUUUACCCAAAGGCAAAGUGGCCAACACUAACGUCACUCUACAAGCACUACGGGGCACCAAGGUGGCGGUCAAUCAGCGGAGCGCGGACGCGCUGCCCGCCCCCCUGCCCGGUGCCAACAGCAUCCCGUGGGUCUUGGAGCAGAUCCUGUGUCUGCAGCAGCAGCAGCUGCAGCAGAUCCAGCUCACCGAGCAGAUCCGCGUGCAGGUGAACAUGUGGGCUGCCCACGCCCUCCACUCCGGCGUGGCGGGAGCCGACACCCUGAAGACCUUAGGCAGCCACAUGUCCCAGCAGGUUUCUGCAGCCGUGGCUUUGCUCAGCCAGAAAGCUGGAAGCCAAGGUCUGUCCCUGGACACCUUGAAACAAGCCAAGCUACCUCAUGCAAACAUCCCUUCCACCACCAGCUCUGUGUCCCCGGGGCUGGUGUCCUUCGCCCUGAGGCCGGACGGGACGAGGGUGCUCCCGAACCGCCUCCCGGGUUUGAUACCUCAGGCCCCGGGCUCUGUGCUCUUCCAGAGCCCUUUCUCCACGGUGGCGUUAGACCCGUCCAAGAAAGGGAAGGGGAAGCCACCCAACGUGUCCCCGGUGGAUGUCAAACCCAAAGACGAGGCCGCCCUCUACCGGCACAAGUGUAAGUACUGCAGCAAGGUUUUUGGGACUGAUAGCUCCUUGCAGAUCCACCUCCGUUCCCACACUGGAGAGAGACCCUUCGUGUGCUCGGUCUGUGGCCACCGGUUCACCACCAAGGGCAACCUCAAGGUGCACUUCCAUCGACACCCCCAGGUGAAAGCAAACCCCCAGCUGUUUGCCGAGCUCCACGACAGAAUGGCCGCAGGCAGCGUCCCCUACGCGCUCCCUGUACCUGUCCCCGUAGAUGAAUCCAGUCUCUCUUUAGACAGCAAACCCGUCCUGGUCACAGGGACCCCCAGUGCAGGGCUACCUCAGAAUCUCUCUUCGGGGACUAACCCCAAGGACCUAAUGGGUGGCCCACUGGCCAACGACCUGCAGCCUGGGCCUUCUCCAGAAAGUGAGGACGGACCCCUGCUCUCUGGGGUGGGGCCCAACCAUAAUCCCCCAAGGGUUGGUGUCUUCCAAGGGAGAGGGACACCCGAGCCAGGGUCGGAGACCCUGAAGUUGCAGCAGCUGGUGGAGAACAUUGACAAGGUCACCAGCGACCCCAAUGAAUGUCACAUUUGCCACCGUGUCUUAAGCUGCCAAAGCUCCCUCAAAAUGCAUUACCGCACCCACACCGGGGAGAGGCCGUUCCGGUGUAAGAUCUGUGACCGAGCCUUCUCCACCAAAGGCAACCUGAAGGCACACUUCGGGGUUCACCAAACCAGCACGUCCAUAAAGACGCAGCAUUCGUGCCCCAUCUGCCAGAAGAAGUUCACCAACGCGGUCAUGUUGCAGCGGCACAUCCGGAUGCACAUGGGCGGUCAGAUUCCCAACACACCGCUGCCGGAGAGUCCCUGCGACUUCACGUGUCCCGAGCUGGUGAUGGUCACAGAGAACGGCAGCUCGGGGGCCACCUGUCAUGACGACGUCGUCGAAAGCAUUGAUGUCGAUGAGGUGGGCUCCCAGGAUGUCCCCAGCAGCUGCUCAAAGGUCCCCGUGCCUCUCUCCAGCAUCCACUCGGCAUCACCCACGCCAGGGUUCGCCACGGGGAAGGUGGGUUCCGCUCCUGUGGUCCUUCAGCGGCAGAACAGCAGAGAGAACGGUUCUGUGGAGAGCGACGGCUUGACCAACGACUCGUCCUCGGUGAUGGGUGACCAGGAGUAUCAGAGUCGAAGUCCAGAUGUGCUGGAGACCACGUCCCUUCAGGCCCUCUCCCCGGCCAAUAGCCAGGCAGAGAGCAGCAAGUCCAAGUCCCCUGACGCUGGCGGCAGAGCGGACAGCUCGGAGAGCAGCCACCCUGAGACGGAAGGUCGCAGCAGCCUGCCGUCAGCAUUUGUCCGAGCCCAGCCAACCUACGUCAAAGUGGAGGUCCCCGGUGCGUUCGGCCCCGCGGCCAUGACCCCGGGCAUGGCGCCCUUGUUGGCCCAGCCCCGCCGCCACGGCAAGCAGCACACGUGCACGCGGUGCGGGAAGAACUUCUCGUCGGCCAGCGCCCUUCAGAUUCACGAGCGGACUCACACCGGGGAGAAGCCCUUCGCCUGUAACAUAUGUACUCGGGCCUUCACCACCAAGGGCAACCUGAAGGUCCACUACAUGACCCACGGCACCAACAACAGCUCCACGCGCCGCGGGAGGAAGCUAGCCAUCGAGAACACCAUGGCUCUUCUGGGAGCAGAUGCAAAGAGGGUCCCAGAGGUGUUUCCCAAGGAAACCAUAGCCCCUUCGGUGAGUGUGGACCCGGUGGUAUGGAACCAGUACACCACCAUGCUCAACGGCGGUCUGGCCAUGAAGACCAACGAGAUCUCAGUGAUCCAGAGUGGGGGCAUCCCUACUCUCCCUGUGUCCCUUGGGGCCAGCUCCGUCGUCAGUAACGCCACGGCCUCCAAGCUGGAUGGCUCUCAGUCGGCUCUGGGUGCCGAUGUGGAAAAGCCGGGUGCUGCGGACAGCGUCCCCAAACCCCAGUUCCCCCACUUCCUGGAAGAAAACAAGAUUGCGGUCAGCUAA
Messenger RNA from Molossus molossus (Pallas's mastiff bat), 3126 nucleotides. It is a transcript of the gene SALL4, whose product is annotated as spalt like transcription factor 4. Gene Ontology annotation, biological process: regulation of transcription by RNA polymerase II. Gene Ontology annotation, molecular function: DNA-binding transcription factor activity, RNA polymerase II-specific; RNA polymerase II cis-regulatory region sequence-specific DNA binding. Gene Ontology annotation, cellular component: nucleus. The transcript has 4 exons. NCBI's taxonomy places the organism in Eukaryota, Metazoa, Chordata, Mammalia, Chiroptera, Molossidae. Bases 1 to 3126 code for a protein of 1041 amino acids. The record is from RefSeq and is a predicted model, not a curated record.